This is a messenger RNA of Schistocerca serialis cubense, 960 nucleotides long. RefSeq names its product MAP7 domain-containing protein 1-like. The transcript is spliced from 8 exons. NCBI's taxonomy places the organism in Eukaryota, Metazoa, Arthropoda, Insecta, Orthoptera, Acrididae. Gene Ontology annotation, cellular component: cilium; microtubule. Gene Ontology annotation, biological process: cilium assembly. Gene Ontology annotation, molecular function: microtubule binding. Bases 1 to 960 code for a protein of 319 amino acids. The record is from RefSeq and is a predicted model, not a curated record.
AUGGCCGCCUCCGUCAGCAAGCGGCUCUCCCUCGUCGAGCAGAAGAGGAUCCAGUGGGCCAAGGAGAGGGAGGAGCUGGCGGGUCUAUGCGCGCCCUGGGGACUGCCUGCUAAGGACACCGCGGAGAUCUUCCGCUCUUCCAUCAGGACGCACUUCGCGAGUGCCGCGGCAGCUGCCGACCACCUAAAGGCCAGACGACAGCAGCAGGAGGAGCAGCUGCAGCAUCAACAGCAACAGCUGCAGCAUCAACAGCAACAGCUGCUGCAGCAACAGCAGCUGUUGCAGCAGCAGCAGCAGCAGACGUCACCGGGAGCCGGCGCCGGCCUGCCGCCCAUACCCGGAGCACGCGCCGGGGACUCACAGGAGAGCCAGGCGGAGUGCAGCUGCCGUGAGGACGAGGGCGACACCUCGGGCUACGGCAGUGAGGCCAACGACUGCGCGCUGCACCCGCGCCUCCACCACCGCAGGCUGCAGCGCACUGCCUUCUGGGACGCCGCUGCGCGCAGGUCACCAUUAAAACCUCACGACAACCCCUCGUACGUGGUGGGCGGCGACACUCCAGGCUGGCUGGAGCGCGGCCUGCGGCGGCUGGGCUCGCAGCCGGACGCACAGGUGUUGGUGGUCAGCCACAGCGGCCGGGCCUCCAGCAGCGGACCCUCCUCCCCGUCUGGCUGCGCCUCCAUCGACAGGACGUACAUCCGCGGCCAGAACGUUCCCAUCUCACCGGAGGAGCUGCUGGAGCGGGAGACCAAGAGGCAGAAGGCUCUGGAACACCAAAAGGCCAUCAGGGAGCAGUUGGAAGAGCGGGAGAGGCGGCGAAAAGAAGAACGCGAACGGCGCAUGCGCGAGGAGCAGAUGGAGGAGGCCAGGCUGCGAAGAGACAGGGAGCUGGAGGCCCAGCGGCUACGGGAGGAGCAGCGGCGGCGGAAGGACAAGGAGGUGAGUCACGGAGUUGCCUAG